Molecule: messenger RNA, 678 nt
Organism: Gossypium raimondii (Peruvian cotton)
Lineage: Eukaryota; Viridiplantae; Streptophyta; Magnoliopsida; Malvales; Malvaceae
Product: protein DELAY OF GERMINATION 1-like
Exons: 2
Coding region: 1-678 (225 amino acids)
Biological process (GO): DNA-templated transcription
Molecular function (GO): sequence-specific DNA binding
Source: RefSeq, a predicted model, not a curated record
AUGAGUCAACCUGCUUUCUCUUCUGUUGCGUUGACCCUUAACCAGAGCGAAAAUGAUGGCAACUUAACGGACAACACCUGCGCCCAACUGGUUGAGAGGUCCCUCGACAGUUUCCUACAGUAUAUUGAGAAGAGAGUUUCAGGCUUGUUUUCACCGUCAUGGAACACCGCCUUGGAGAACUCCUUGCUUUGGAUAACAGGUUGUAGACCUUCCCCAUACAUUCGACUCACUUAUGCACACUGUGGGUCACAGGUGGAGUACCAGCUCAGUGAAAUCAUCCAGGGCUUAGCCUGGGGAAACCUUGGCCAGAUUUUGGCAACGCAGCUUAGAAUGAUAAAUAAUUUGCACAUUAAGACGAUCGAGGAAGAAGAGAAGCUUUCGAGUCAGUUGGCCGGCUUACAGGAGAACAUAGCAGACCAACCAAUUGCCAUGGUUGCCAAAAGGAUGAGCCGAGUGGGUGAAUCUAGUGGGAAUGUAGAUCAUGCACUGGAUGAACUCGAGAGCUCUAUGGCGAAUAUACUGCAGGAGGCUGACAAGCUGAGGCUAAGCACCCUCAAGGAAUUACUUGCCAUAUUGACACCAUUGCAAGGCGUGGAUUUUCUUGUUGCGAGUAAGAAGCUUCACCUUUGCAUGCAUAAGUGGGGAAAAACAAGAGAUAAUAGGCAGGGUAGGAGAUAA